Haliotis rufescens (red abalone) is the source of this 4505-nucleotide messenger RNA. RefSeq names its product glycoprotein 3-alpha-L-fucosyltransferase A-like. The record is from RefSeq and is a predicted model, not a curated record. Gene Ontology annotation, molecular function: alpha-(1->3)-fucosyltransferase activity. Lineage: Eukaryota; Metazoa; Mollusca; Gastropoda; Lepetellida; Haliotidae. The coding region runs from base 71 to 1372 and encodes 433 amino acids. The transcript is spliced from 2 exons. Gene Ontology annotation, cellular component: membrane.
CACCGUGUGUGUUACAAUGUCGACACCUGUGUACAGUCAUGUUUCCUCAGUGUAGCCUGCAGCAAGCACCAUGACCGGACUACGCCAACUUAAGACACAGCUUGUACACCCCUGUCGUGUACUCGGACGGGGCGCCGUGGCACGCUUGACCCUUCUUGUCGGUGUGGGUGUUCUGGUUUUGCUACUUUUCCAUCAGACAAAUGAUUCUUUUGCAGAUAAACUAGAAAUAACAACUCCUAAACCUAUAACCACCACGACAUUAAAGCCACGGGUGAUGUUACCAGGUGGCGUGAAAGAUGAAUCAGAGUUGUUCAAAAUGGAAUAUAAAUAUGAAUAUGGGAUACCGAAUUAUGCACUGGUCGUUGAGAAGGUCAAGAAAGUAGUAUACAAACCAAUCAAGGUAUCCACAAAGUUAAAAUCUUUUAAAAAGCGACCCUUGAAGAGACUUGCAUGGUUAAAUAAUCCAACCUGGAUGAAAGUGAAAGAGUACAAUGAUUUCUCGAUGUGUGCAGUCAGCGACUGUGUUAUGUCCCUCAAUAGAAGCGAUGUACCCACGGCCGACGUUGUCUUGGUUCAUAUCGACUUAGUGAAGGACGAUGCCGUACCAAAUAAUAACCCAGACCAGAUCUGGGUGUUCUACACAGCCGAGACAAUUUACCAGUUUUAUAACCCUAGAGCCAUUCAACGGGCGGACUGGAUUGGAAGAUUCAACUGGACAUUAUCCUUCCGGAUGGAUUCUGACGUCGUCUCUACGUACUCCAGACUCACCCUCAAAGACGACUUUGUCGACACCGCUAACUACACCGACAUCGUCCUAAGGAAGACCAGGUCUGUGCUGUGGUUCGUCAGUCACUGUGACACUCAGAGUAAACGGAAGGAAUACGUUGAGGAACUGAGAAAGUACAUAGAUGUGGAUAUAUACGGUCAUUGUGGCAAUCUGACAUGUAAAGGACAACAGUGUGAGGAUUUGUGGAAUAAGUACUGGUUCUAUUUGUCUUUUGAAAACUCAAUGUGCAAGGAUUACGUAACCGAAAAGUUUUACAACGCAUUUAACAAAAGAAUCGUUCCAGUAGUUCGAGGGGGUGCAGACUACCGUACCCUGUUCCCCCCAGACUUGUACAUCAACACAGCAGAUUUCCCCAGUCCCAGAGCUCUGGCAGAACAUCUCAAGGCUCUGCAGCAAGACCUACCUGGCUAUACUAAGAUCCUCAGGAACAUGGCUAAGUACAAGCCUGGCGGGAACUUUCUGAAAGGUAUCCCAUUUAUAUGUGACAUGUGUGCCAAGUUACAUCAGCCUCUGGUGAGACAAACGUACCAGAAUAUAUACAAAUGGUGGACUGAGGGGAUUUGUUAUGAUCCCAAGGACUACUAGAGUCGAAAUUCGUCUUCCACUUCCUGGCACUCUCGCAUUUAUUACAGUAAGGAAAUGCUGACUUAGCGUUAGUCUAUCAUGAACCAACAGUACCAUGAAUUGAUAGUUAUACAACCUGGAGGGGAGUGUUGUAUGUCACGUCAAUAACGUAGAUGAAUAUUCAGAUAUCUAAACCAGUAUCUGUCUUUGGACCUACAAAUUUGUGAUCUGAUGUGUGUCUCAGAAUAUGUGUAUGGGUUCCAGAUAUAUGGAUAUAUAUGGAUACACAGUUACACAAUAUUAAGAGUGUGUGCUGUGGCAAUGCAUGUAACAGUGGAAAUGAACUGAUGAAUGAUGCUUUCCCCAAUUGCUUGUCUGUAAUCAUGACAUAAAUAUGUGUUGAUGUUUCACGAUGAACCCUUGCUGUCUAGCUUAUCAGAUGAGCAGCAUCCCUUGUUGGAUCUCGACAUGUGGAUAUAACACCAGCUGAAUGUUAUGAUAUACAUGUAUUUGGAUUGUGCUGUGUGUGUGAUGAAAUGCAAUGCCUGGCUGUCUAGCUUAAGAGAGACGAAAACAAUCUGGUUGAGUUUUGAUCAUUGAGUUGUACAAGUGGAUAUAACACCAGCUGAGUGUUAUAAGACUGUGUAUAUAAGGACAUUCAACACCUUACUGACAUGCAAUAUAGUAAUCUAUAUUACUGCAAAUAUGUUCAGUUGUACCACACAGUUAUGUCGGCAGUUAUACCUACCUACAGUAUGUGACAAUAUGUGUAUCUACACCAAACGUACACCGACAAUUGGUGCAGAUAUUAUCAUACCGAGUAUAUGUGCAGUUAUACCUACCGACAAUAUGUGCAGUUAUACCAUACCGACAAUAUGUGCAGCUACAUCACGUGUACACCGACAAUUAGUGCACUUAUACCACACCGACAAUAUCUACAGGUAAAAUGUGCAGUUAUAAACAACUGGCAUUAUAUACCUCACGACUCUGCGCUGACCAUAUGUGCAGAUAUACCACACAACACCUUGCUGGAUAUAUGUGCAGAUAUACCACACAACACCUUGCUGGAUAUAUGUGCAGAUAUACCACACAACACCUUGCUGGAUAUAUAUGCAGAUAUACCACACGACACCAUGCUGGAUAUAUGUGCAGAUAUACCACACGACACCAUGCUGGAUAUAUGUGCAGAUGUACCACACAGCACCAUGCUGACAAUAUGUAUAGCUAUACCACUCUAACAACAUUUGCAGAUAUACCACAGGACACCAUGCUGACAAUAUGUAUAGCGAUACCACUCUAACAAUUUGUGCAGAUAUGCCACACGACACCAUGCUGGAUAUAUGUGCAGAUGUACCACACAGCACCAUGCUGACAAUAUGUAUAGCUUUACCACUCUAACAACAUGUGCAGAUAUACCACACGACACCAUGCUGGAUAUAUUUGCAGAUGUACCACACAGCACCAUGCUGACAAUAUGUAUAGCUAUACCACUCUAACAACAUGUGCAGAUGUACCACACAGCACCAUGCUGACAAUAUGUGCAGAUAUACCACAGGACACCAUGCUGACAAUAUGUAUAGCUAUACUACUCUAACAACAUGUGCAGAUAUACCACACAACAUCAUGCUGGAUAUAUGUGCAGAUAUACCACACAGCACCAUGCUGACAAUAUGAAUAGCUAUACUACUCUAACAAUAUGUGCAGAUAUACCACAGGACACCAUGCUGACAAUAUGUAUAGCUAUACCACUCUAACAACAUGUGCAGAUAUACCACACGACACCAUGCUGGAUAUAUGUGCAGAUGUACCACACAGCACCAUGCUGACAAUAUGAAUAGAUAUACCAAGCACCACCAUGCUGACAAUAUGUGUAGAUAUAACACACAACACCAUGCUGACAAUAUGUGUAGAUAUACCAAGCACCACCAUGCUGACAAUAUGUGUAGAUAUACCACACAACACCAUGCUGACAAUAUGUGUAGAUAUACCACGCACCACCAUGCUGACAAUAUGUGUACAUAUACCACACAAAACCAUGCUGUCAAUAUGUGGAGAUAUACCACACGACACCAUGCUGACAAUAUGUGUAGCUAUACCACUCUAACAAUAUGUGUAGAUCUACCACACGACAUCAUGCUGACAAUAUGUGUAGCUAUACCACUCUAACAAUAUGUGUAGAUAUACCACACGACACCAUGCUGACAAUAUGUGUAGAUAUACCACUCUAACAAUAUGUGUAGAUAUACCACACGACACCAUGCUGACAAUAUGUGUAGAUAUACCAAGCACCACCAUGCUGACAAUAUGUGCAGAUAUACCACACGACACCAUGCUGACAAUAUGUGUAGCUAUACCAUUCUAACAAUAUGUGUAGAUAUACCACACGACACCAUGCUGACAAUAUGUGUAGAUAUACCACUCUAACAAUAUGUGUAGAUAUACCACACGACACCAUGCUGACAAUAUGUGUAGAUAUACCACUCUAACAAUAUGUGUAGAUAUACCACACGACACCAUGCUGACAAUAUGUGUAGAUAUACCACUCUAACAAUAUGUGUAGAUAUACCACACGACACCAUGCUGACAAUAUGUGUAGAUAUACCAAGCACCACCAUGCUGACAAUAUGUGCAGAUAUACCACACGACACCAUGCUGACAAUAUGUGUAGCUAUACCACUCUAACAAUAUGUGUAGAUAUACCACACGACACCAUGCUGACAAUAUGUGUAGAUAUACCAAGCACCACCAUGCUGACAAUAUGUGCAGAUAUACCACACGACACUAUGCUGACAAUAUGUGUAGAUAUACCACACAGCACCAUGCUGACAAUAUGUGUAGAUAUACCACGCACCACUCUGACAACAUGUGUAGUUAUUACAUACCGACAAAUUAUGUAAUUAUACCAUAUCGACAAUAUGAGCAUAUAUGUCAAUCUGGAUCUUUCUGUUCAUUUAAAUAUAGGACAUGUCUCUUCUACACAUUAUCAAGCAUGUAAAGUAUGCCAUUGGUAUAGGCGAGCUGAACGGAGUUAACAGUUGGAAGUAAAUGUAUGGUAUCAAACAGAUUUGUAUCAGUCGUGGUCAUUGAUAGAUUAGUGAAGUUACGGUGAUAGCAGUUUGUUAUUAUGUUGGGUAAUAAAGACAAUGGAGAACAA